Onychostoma macrolepis is the source of this 4451-nucleotide messenger RNA. It is a transcript of the gene antxr1b, whose product is annotated as ANTXR cell adhesion molecule 1b. The record is from RefSeq and is a predicted model, not a curated record. Gene Ontology annotation, molecular function: signaling receptor activity. Gene Ontology annotation, cellular component: membrane. NCBI's taxonomy places the organism in Eukaryota, Metazoa, Chordata, Actinopteri, Cypriniformes, Cyprinidae.
UUCAAACUAGCCCAAGUCACGUUUAACACAUGCCUAAAGGGGACGCUUUGGGCCAGCACAUUUAGAAGCCUGAAACACAUCUGUGGCAACAUCACAGCUGUAUUUGAGUGUGUGUCUUUUGAGAGAGAGCGAUUCAGGCCAGUCUGACUGGAGCUCCUCAGGAUCUGACUGCAGCUCUGGGACUCUGCCACAGACAUGCACUGAGACCAGACCUGCUCCAAACUGGAUGGAUCAGAGACUACAGCAGUAAUCGUCUCCACCAAAGUUGGAUGUUUUGCUCUGAGGCUUUGCAGGGAAGUGCCACUGACUUGUGCAAGGUUGCAAUUACCAGACCGGAAUAAUGUCCAUGGACUGGCGUGGAGGUGAAAGGCUGCUUAUAGGCUUAUUUGUGAUGCUUAUUCUGAGGCUCAGCUGCUGUGCUGGACAGAGCUAUGAACGCUGGGAGGCCGGGUCCUCAUGCUAUGGAGGGUUUGACCUCUACUUUGUGCUGGACAAGUCUGGAAGUGUACAGCACCAUUGGAAUGAGAUCUACUAUUUUGUUGAUCACCUUGCACACAAGUUCAUCAGCCCUCAGCUCCGCAUGUCCUUCAUUGUCUUUUCAACGGAGGGAAGAAUCUUGAUGAAGCUGACAGAAGACAGGGAUCAGAUUCGUGCUGGACUGGAGGAACUUCAGAGAGUCUUGCCAGGUGGAGAUACCUUCAUGCACAAAGGUUUUCAGAGGGCAAGCGAGCAGAUAUACUACGGAACAGGUGACGGAUACCGCACAGCGAGUGUCAUCAUUGCACUGACAGAUGGAGAAUUGCGCGAGAAUGAAUUUGACUUGGCAGCCAGAGAGGCUGGUCGCUCACGUCAACUGGGAGCUUCUGUGUACUGUGUUGGAGUGAAGGACUUUAAUGAAACCCAGCUGGCAACAAUAGCUGACAGCAAAGAUCACGUCUUUCCUGUUAAUGAUGGCUUUGAAGCCCUGCAAGGGGUCAUUGAUUCGAUCCUAAAGAGAUCCUGUAUAGAAAUCCUCGCCGUGGAGCCCUCAAGUAUUUGUGCAGGAGAAUCUUUUGAGGUGGUAGUUCGAGGGAACGGAUUCCUUCACGCCCGUGAUGUGAACAGAAUCCUUUGCAGCUUCCGUAUCAACAACACCCUCACCGUGAUGAAGAGACCUCUGGUUGUCGAAGACACAUACCUGCUCUGCCCAGCACCGGUACUGAAGGAGGAGGGAACGACUGCCUCCCUCCAUGUCAGUAUGAACAACGGCCUGAGUUUUAUCUCCAGUUCUGUGACCAUCACCACUGUCAGCUGUGUGAGUACAGUAACCCUGCAGGGCAGCAGUGCCAAGCCCACUACCACUGUUACACUGGGCAGAGCCACUGCCAGUACCACUACACUGGGCAGUACCUCUAGUUCAGCUCCAUCUUCAGUCUGCCCUCUGAACACAACCGACGGAACGUUCUUGGCCAUAGCGCUGCUGAUACUGCUGCUGCUGAUCGCUAUGGCGACACUCUGGUGGUUUUGGCCCCUCUGUUGCACAGUGAUUGUCCAUGAGCCGCCGCCGCCACCAGUCAUGGAUGACAGUUCGGAUGAAGAGGAUGAAGCCUACCCAAAGAAGAAAUGGCCGACAGUGGACGCCUCGUAUUACGGUGGGAGAGGAGUUGGCGGCAUUAAAAGGAUGGAAGUGCGCUGGGGAGAUAGGGGAUCCACUGAAGAAGGAGCCAAACUGGAGAAGGCAAAGAAUGCUCGGGUGAAGAUGCCAGAGCAAGAGUUUGAGUUUCCGACCACUCGGACCCUAAACAAUGGCAUGAGGAAACCCAUCUCCCCUCAGAAGUGGUACUCACCAAUCAAGGGGAAACUGGAUGCCCUGUGGGUGUGGCUCAGGAGAGGAUAUGACCGCGUAUCUGUGAUGAGGCCUCAGCCGGGAGAGAAGGGUCGCUGCAUGAAAUUUACCCAUGUGAAAUCCUGCCCGCCCCCUCGAUACCCGCUUUACAACAACCCAUCGAGCCACAUCUACAGCCUCCCCCACAGCAGAUGCCCUCCUGUCCCGCAGGGCACCCUGCCGCCCACCCCGCGCUGCUCCACCCACUCUCCAACCUCCACCCCCCCUCUGCCGUCAACCCCGCCCCCAACAUCCAUAACCCCUCCCCCUUACACACCACCUCCAACCAGAGCUCUUCCUCCUACCUGUCUGAACAUCAAUGUGACUCUGCCUCCUUCUCCACCUACUCCGCCGCCACCAACAAGCUUCCUGCCGCCCUCGUCACCCAGCACCUUGCCUCCGCCCCCUCAGGCGGCUCCGCCCGGACGAGCCCCGCCCCCUUCUCGUCCACCGCCUCGCCCAGGCCCUGAUGAACCGCAGUGCUACCAGGACUGAGUAGAUCUAAGUGAUUUGCACAAGAAAAACUGCUGGUUACGCCGGCACAAAAAUUAAACGCUACAUUUUUCAGGCAUUAGAAAGGAGCAACAUGAUUGUUAUAAAUAACAAUGGUUGCAAAUGGGAUGUAAUGUGGCAGUGACUGUAUUAUUGCAUACUGGAUUCUGAUUAGGUUGACGUUUAUUUUCUAAGACUGCGCAUCUAUGAAGUAGCUCGAGGUUUGUUGACUUUCAAUGUCACCUUGCCAUGUUCUUUAUGGAUGUUUUUGAGGUUUCAAAUGAACAGAAUGUCAAAGAGAGUCAGAUGAAAGAGAUUAUAAAUUAUAAGCAUUUGAAGUUUUUAAAAUGAAAAAUUUUAGAUGUAAUUAAUUUGCAUAGAAAAUUUCCAUCCAUUUGGAUUACACAGUUCACACGAACAAACAAAUAAACUUAAUGCGAUGCAUAUUCGUCAGUCACGCAAAAACAGGUAGGAUUUUUGCGAUAGUACUAAUAAACUGAAAAUAAACUGAGUUUACACAAUAGCCAGGUUUAUAUAUUUAUCAUCAAUAAAUCAAUCUCAGACGGUUUAAUUAUUCGAAUAUUGCUUGUUGCACAGCUAGCCUAAUAGAUUCUAAACAAAUUUAAUAAAUGCAUUCUGAAUUAGGAUUAUUUAAAUAAAAUCAAAAGGAUGCAAAUAAUAAACUAUGCCAUUAUUUUAAAACUGUGUAACGCCAUGCUAUUUUAUUGACAUUUUAAAUAAACCGAUUUUUAAUUUAGGCCUUUUUUAGGGUGGAAACUGACAUUGGACCAUUAAAUAAUUGAAGACUAAUGUGUUUUAAUAUUCAACAAUUCAGCUAUCUGUUGACAGUUAUUCUAUGCUAAAAAGUAGCCAUAUUUUAAUACCUAAUGGCUUCAUUGUUCAUAAAAAAUUAUUCUGUAAAUUAUUCACAUUGUAUCAUUAUUAGCAUUGUAGCUUUGCACAUAUAUUACAAAGGUUUAAAUGAGACGCAUCAGUAUUAUAGAUCCUUUAGUACUUGAGAGAUCAGGUUCGGCUUUGAUGCUUUUUGAAUAUGUCGGAAAACGUCUGCAGGAUAAAACAUUCAAGUGACUGCAAGAAUGGAAGGAAACAAUGGCAAAACUGAUCAAAUAGUUCAUUCGCUCUGUAGUCCUAAAACCCAGAAGAGAAUUAGCACGUCCAUAAAUUCCCCAGGGAAUUUCCAGUGGGAGUUCAGAAAAGUGGUUUUGGAUUUGAGUAAAAUAAAGUCUGUUAACAUUUGAAGAGACUUUCACAUUCUCCAAAAUACAGUGCACACAUAUCGACUACGAGCAUGCAAGUCGAUGUGCUUGUUGGAGAAUCAGGCAAUUGUGGUAGUCCUUCUAUAGGAACGUUUCUUCAAGUUAAGUUAACCACGGACCAUAUGUCACUUAUAAACUGAAAACAGCUACACAUACAACCCAUUAGAAAGUUACAAAUUGAUAUCAUGACUGAACAGCUCUAUUCCAAAGGAAACUGCAUGACUGAGCUGAAAAUGAAUGCGGUUCAGUGUUAUGAUCUGGCUGAAGGUUUGCGGAACGAUGUAGGCUUUUGUUUUGUACUGUAUAUAUGGAUGCUUUCUAAACAGCUGUGCUAAAAACAGAUCAGUAUUCAUGAGUAAAAAUUCAUGAGGUGCUUUAUGACUUUUAAUUUCAAAUGUCUUUUGUUCUGUUGUUUGCAAGUGAUACAUUUAAAGGGAUAGUUCGGUGUUAUUUACUGACCCUCAUGUCACUCCAAACCCAUUUGACACGGUUUUUUCUGCAGAACACAAAAUGAUUCAAACACAUUUUAUAUAUUUUCCUGUAUAUGUUCUAAAGAAACUCAUACAGGUUUGAAAUGGCAUGACAGUAAGUAAAGUAUCACAGAAUUUGUAAUAAUGCUGCAAACUAUUCAUUUAAGCAUACAGCAGUUCUAUGUUUGUUUGUUUUUUUGCUACAUUUAACUAUUCUGUCUCUUCUUUUACCUUUUUACCUUCUUUUACAGUGAAUUUUAUUUCUCAUUCUUGGUUGAAAAGCUUGUGCUUGAGCUGUUACAGAUGUUCAGAGUGUGUCAGGCGAUUCCUUUUUAACGAAGAGCAUGU